This is a messenger RNA of Calliphora vicina (urban bluebottle blowfly), 2499 nucleotides long. RefSeq names its product sugar transporter 1 (gene sut1). Gene Ontology annotation, biological process: monosaccharide transmembrane transport. The record is from RefSeq and is a predicted model, not a curated record. Gene Ontology annotation, molecular function: hexose transmembrane transporter activity. Gene Ontology annotation, cellular component: membrane. The transcript has 7 exons. Lineage: Eukaryota; Metazoa; Arthropoda; Insecta; Diptera; Calliphoridae. The coding region runs from base 533 to 2122 and encodes 529 amino acids.
UCCUAUAAGGGAGCACCUACCAUAAUUUUGAGUUAAAUAAAAAUUGCAAUAUUCUUUCGUACAUUUUAUUAGUAGUACCUACAUAUUAUUCUUAAAAUAAAUAUUUAGUGGUUUUUGUUUAUUUUUGUGUCUAAAAAUUAAAAAAAAAAUAAGAAAAAUAAACCCGGGGAAUAAAAAAAAAAGAUAAAAAGUCUUGUGCAUAAAAUAUAAUUUAAAUGAAAAAUAAUAAAAUGAUAAAAAAAUAUUUUUAUAAUAAAAGUAGACUUACUCAUGGCUAAACAAUUGAUUUAGUUAAUAUAAUAUAAUAAUAAUACCAACAACAAAGAUAAAGCACAUUGUGCUAAGAAAUAAAAGAGCAUAGCGUAUUAAAAUUUGAAAUAUUCUCAUAAUUGUUGUUGUUAAGCUGUUAAACAGCUGUCUAAAAUUUUUAUAUUCAGACAUACAUUCAUACGUGUUUUUUUGUGUUUUAUAUACACGUGAGUUCUUUUUUUUCAUCGCAAUACAAUAAAAAAAUACAAAGAACUGCAAUACAAUGGAUCCAAGACAAUUGGAAGAAGAAGCAGAAUCUAGUCGUUUAUAUCCACAACUCACAAAGGUGGAAAUCGUCAAUAAUACUCAACAAAGUACUACCGAAAAAGUACCAAUAACAACAAUCAACAAAAAUACCAGAAUUAAGAGUUACAUCGAGAAACCUCAAUGGGGUAAAUUAUUGACACUUGUGGGUUAUGCAUCUACAUUUGGUGCAGCCGUACCGGUGGGCUACUGUAUAGGUGUAAUUAAUAGUCCGGCUAGUCUUGUGAAAUCCUGGUGCCGUGAAAGUUUACUUCAACGUUAUGACUCGUUUUUAAAUGACUCAAGUUUGGAUAUGUUAUGGGCCUCUAUAGUGUCGGUGUUUUUAGUAGGCGGUGCUAUUGGUUCAUUAGGUGGUGCUGGCGCUGCAAAUAAGUUUGGAAGAAAAGGAUGUUUUCUUAUCAGUGGCCUUCUUUUUGCCGUGGGUGCCAUAAUGUUCUUCUUCUGUCGCAUGGCCAACUCGGUGGAAAUGUUAAUUUUAGGACGUCUGCUAGUGGGUCUAGCCUCUGGCCUAACAACAGCCACCUUACCCAUGUAUUUAACUGAAAUUGCUCCCCUAGCGUUACGUGGCACAAUGGGUGUAUUCUGUGCGGUUGGAGUAACGGGUGGUGUUGUUGUUGGUCAAGUCUUUAGUUUGCGAAAUAUUUUCGGAACUGCCGAACUAUGGCAUUAUGCCCUAAGUUUUUAUAUAGUUCUAGUAAUAAUCUGUUACCUGCCAUCAUUUUAUUUCCCCGAAAGUCCGAAAUAUUUGUAUAUAGUACGCGGUGAUCGGGAGCAAGCUUACAGUGAGCUGCUACGUUUAAGAGGUCCCAAUGCCACGGAGAUAAUUAAACAAGAAAUUGAUGAAAUGGAUUUGGAAUUAAAUGCUAAAGUACAAACUAGCAGCUUUGGUUCGGUUUUAAGAGAUCCGGCCUUAUUUUUACCCUUGUUAAUAGUAUGCUGUUUCCAUGGUGGCCAGCAGUUGUCGGGUAUAAAUGCGAUUUUCUAUUACUCUGUGUCUAUAUUCGAAAAAGCUGGUCUUUCUACUGCUGAUGCCGAGUGGGCUAAUUUAGGUGCUGGUUGCCUAAAUUUGGCCACUUCCUUUUUGGGCCCCAUGCUAAUGGCCAAAGUCAAUCGCCGUCCUUUAAUGAUGUUUUCCAGUGCUGUAUGUGCCGUCUUCCUAUUCAUCAUUGCCUUUAUUUUAAAUUAUAUUGAAGCUGCUAGUUGGUUCCCUUUGGCUUGUAUUGUAUGCAUUAUGGGCUAUAUAUUCUUUUAUCAAUUUGGUUUGGGUCCCAUUCCAUAUUUUAUUGGAUCUGAAAUCUUUGAAGUAGCUCCCCGUCCUGUUGCCAUGUCCAUGGGCAGUUUAGCUUCUUGGUCGUGUAAUUUUAUAAUCGGCAUGGCUUUUCCUCCACUAUCCAAUGCCUGGGGUGCCUUUGUAUUCUUGCCGUUUUCGGUGACAUGUGCUCUGCUGUUUGUCCUAACAAAAUUAUAUUUACCUGAAACCCGCGGUAAAGAUCCCUCAGAAGUAGCUCCUUUGGUAGCCAAAGGUUUUCGUUCUAAAGUGCUGCAAUAAAUUUUAUAUUAAUAUUUAUUUUGUAAUACAUUUAAUAAGAUUUAAGUUAAUGUUUAACCUACAAUCAAGUAAAGUGUUCAAGUUCAAAUUAAAAUUUUCAACAAUAUAAUAUAUUUUUAUAAUAAUAAAUACAUUUAAUUAGAAACAUAAAGAAUUGUUCAAAACAAACUAAAGUGAUAAUUAAUCCAUAAAAAGAAAUACAUAGUUAGUUUAUAAAGCAAUUUUUUGUAGAAAUUUUAGAAGAUAAAUUUAUUUAAUUAUUUAAAAUUUGUUUUAUUAAAUAUCUCCUAUGUACAUAGAAAUUUUAAGAAUUAACUAUUAAUAAUAAUAAUGUGUAAUACUUACUAUUAAUAAUAAAGAAUUUUUUAUAUACAAAA